Molecule: messenger RNA, 702 nt
Organism: Saccharomyces mikatae IFO 1815
Lineage: Eukaryota; Fungi; Ascomycota; Saccharomycetes; Saccharomycetales; Saccharomycetaceae
Gene: EFG1
Product: Efg1p
Exons: 1
Coding region: 1-702 (233 amino acids)
Biological process (GO): maturation of SSU-rRNA from tricistronic rRNA transcript (SSU-rRNA, 5.8S rRNA, LSU-rRNA)
Cellular component (GO): preribosome, small subunit precursor; nucleolus
Source: RefSeq, a predicted model, not a curated record
AUGGCGAAAUUUCAGAGGAAAAGAAGUAAGGCUCUUGGGUCAUCUCUAGAGAUGUCCCAGAUAAUGGAUGCAGGCGCAAACAAAAUUAAAAGAAGAAUAAGAGAUUUAGAAAGAUUACUAAAAAAGAAAAAGGAUAUAUUGCCCUCCACUGUGAUAAUAGAAAAAGAAAGAAAUUUGCAAGCUUUACGGUUAGAAUUGCAGAAUAACGAACUCAAGAAUAAAAUCAAAGCCAAUGCUAAAAAAUAUCAUAUGGUGAGAUUCUUUGAAAAGAAAAAAGGAUUAAGAAAAUAUCACAGAUUACUAAAGAAAAUAAAUGAAUCUGGAACAGAAGAUAAGGAUCUACAGGAAAAAUUGAGGGCCACUAAAAUUGAACUAUGUUACGUGAUAAAUUUUCCCAAAACUGAGAAGUACAUAGCAUUAUACCCAAAUGAUACACCAUCUACAGACCCAAAGGGUGUAGAAUUGACGAAUAUCAGAAGAGAACAAUUUUUAAAGUUAGUAGCUAAAAAAAUGGAUGAAAACGCUCUACAGGUAUCCUUUGAAGAAAUUCUAAUGGGUAAGAAAUUGGAUGAAGAUUCUAUUGGAUUAACAUUAUCACCAAAAGAAGACCAUAAGGAUGAAUCACACGCAUCAUCGAUAAAGGACAGAAAAGAGCUGGAACAAGUCGAGGGACAAGAUGAAAAAGAUGACUUUUUUGAAUAA